Molecule: messenger RNA, 477 nt
Organism: Corylus avellana
Lineage: Eukaryota; Viridiplantae; Streptophyta; Magnoliopsida; Fagales; Betulaceae
Product: putative B3 domain-containing protein At4g03170
Molecular function (GO): DNA binding
Source: RefSeq, a predicted model, not a curated record
AUGAAGGAGGUGGCGAUUGCGGCUUUUACUCUUCUCUCUAUGAAGAACUCGCGGACGCCAGCAAGAGCAGAGCCGGAACCUCGGGAUCUUCCACCAGUCCCGAUGCUCCACGGAAUCAUCGGGCAAUGCUCUCAGCCCUAUGUGAAGGCGUUGACGUCAACUGAUACGAAAGUUGACCAGGGCAGGAUUUUCAUCGCGAAACAAUUUGUGAAGGACUCUCUCUUACCGUUGCUGAACAAAGACGAAAAACUUGACCUUAUUGGAAUUCCGGUCUCCGUUUACGAUCUCAAGGGUGUGAGAUGCGAAAUGAAGUUCAAGUGCUGGUCGUCAAAGUACUACGUUCUUACAGGAGGCUGGGGAGCGUUCUGCCGUAAACAUCAUGUGAAGCCGAAAGAUGACGUCAAGCUGUGGGUGUUCCGCCAUAAUGAAAAUGAUAAGCUUUGCUUGGUCAUCCUUUUUGAGAAGAUGAAAAAGUAG